Anopheles merus is the source of this 8598-nucleotide messenger RNA. RefSeq names its product mucin-19-like. Gene Ontology annotation, molecular function: histone H3 acetyltransferase activity. NCBI's taxonomy places the organism in Eukaryota, Metazoa, Arthropoda, Insecta, Diptera, Culicidae. Gene Ontology annotation, cellular component: histone acetyltransferase complex. The record is from RefSeq and is a predicted model, not a curated record. Gene Ontology annotation, biological process: chromatin remodeling; positive regulation of transcription by RNA polymerase II.
AUGUCGCGAACGCCCAGCCCAUCGCAGGAGGAUCCCUCCUCCAAACAGUCACCGAAUGGGUCGUUGAGCCCCAAGAAAAAGAUAACGUGUCGUCGGAUGCCGGUGGGGGGUGUGGUGGAAAAAACGGGGUCCAAAAAAGGGAAGGAUAAGAGUGGGUCGGAAGCCGAUGGGAAACAGCAUAAGAAGGGAAGUGGCGCGGCCAAGGCCGGAGCGGGUAUUUCGGUUGCGAAGCUGGACAAAAGACGAAAAAAAUCCGGCGCCCUGGCGUCUGCCAGCAAGGGUGGUGGCAAGGGCCGGCAAAAGAAAGCGGGUGGCAAACAGAAAAGCUCCCCCGUCGAGCGUGUCGACGAAGGGUCCAAGUGUGAGGAAGAAGCGGACCACAAUGCACGACACGAACCGGCCCCGAUGGAUACGAACGGGGAGCGGAACGAUGAAGCAAGCGAUAUGAGCGACUUUGAGGACAUUGACAAUAUGCGUGUGAAGCCUCACGACACCAGCAUCGAAGAGGAAGAGGAUGGUGGUGAUAGCGAGCGGGAGCCGGCGGCGAAAAAGUCGUCCGACAAAUCAAAAAACAAAAAGAACAAAACCAGCAAGAAGAAUGUGGGGAAAGCUGGCGGUGCUGGGGGCGAGCAUCAUCGCACUAAAAAGAGCGGCGGAAGCAAGAGCAAGCAGAAGGGGAAGGAUAAAAAGAUGGACAAAAAAUCGCACAAGCGCGAUAAGGCUGGCAAGGGCAAGAAAAAGUCCAAAUCCUCCAGCGAUGAUCGUGCGCACGGGGGCGAUCGCGAAGCAACGUCGAGCGGUGGUGAGGAUGAAGAAGGUGCGGAUGGAGGAGAGGGAAGAGUUGAAUACCUCGGAGAUGCGUCGAAAAGUGCCUCAAAGCCGAUGCAAAAGCAGUCCAGGGACUCGCGCCUUGCCGCUGCAACGCGAUCGAUGUCACGUUCGCCCAGCCCGGCCCGUUCGUACUGUUCUGACGGUCGGUCGGCACGCGACAGUGGCGAGGAGGAAGACGACCAUCCGAAGCAAGCGCACGAUUCCACGCUUCCACCGAACCGAUCGAUCACUCCCGAUAUCAAGGAUAAGUUUGAUCUCAUCAAAGAACGCCGGAAUAGGGCAGCCGCGGCGGCUGCAGCAGCGGCCGAAAGCAAAGCAAAAGCCAAGCAGGCGAAAGCGAAGGGAAAGGAAGCAGGUAGCUCGGGAAAGAAGGCAGUGUCAAUGCAAGUGCCUCACCAUCAAGCGCUGGUGCCAAACAGCAGCAGAAAAAGCACCAGCAAGUGUGCGACCCAGAAGACGGCAGCAAGCCUUCCAGUGAAAGUAAAUCAUCCAGCAAAAGCACCACCAGUGGUGGUGGCUCGAAGGGGAAGAAAAAUCGCGAUAAAUCGACGGCAAAUAGUGGCGAGUCUUCCAACGCGAAACCGGGCGAUAAAAAAACACCCCCGCCCAGGUGCUGCUUCCGCUGACAGCACGAAGAAGGUGGACCGAAGCAACGAGUACGACUUCGUUGACGAUGGCCCCGACACAAAGCUGCACAAGAACCACGCGAAGUCAGCCCAUGCUGCCAGCGGUGGCUCUUCCAAGGCGGCUAAAAAGUCAACGUCGGCAACAGCAACUGCGACCGGUCCGACCGGUUCAACCGCUCAAAAACAUCUUAAAGCGAAUUCCAAAACCAUACCGCCACCAACGGGAAAAUUGUCCAAAACACCCGCUACAGCAGCGGGCGGUGGUGGUGGUAGUGCGGCUGGUGCAAACAUGGAGGAGCUAGAGCUGGAAACCGAGCAGACACUGAAGGAUAUUAACAAAUGGUUGGAAAACACGCCGCGGUUUCCCGAGUACAGCUCAGCCAGCAACUCGCCGUCGCGCUACAUCAUGGACGAUUUCGACACGGUGCCGGUAAAGAUCGAACCGGCCGACUUCCGCAAACCGAUUCCCCUGUCGCAGCUGCCGGCGGCGAACGAAGCGGCCGCUAGCCCGCUACGUGGAGCAAGUCCCGGUCUGGCGACCAUCGCCACACCGCCGAAAGCAUUCUCCCCUAGGUCGGCAGCCAGUUCAAAAGAGCCCAGCGGCCCUGCAGCGGGCACCGGCAAACAAGCGAGCGGCAGCACGACGCCAUCCGCCUCACACGCGAAAGACGCCUCCAAAGGUGAACCGCUGGGUUCCGAUUCGGCCGGUGCACUAAAAGAUUCUACCAACAGCACCGCUGCCGCAACGGGCAGCAAACCCGCUGGACCGACGAGUCACACACUGCUGGGCCCUCCGCCGAUCAUACCGCCGCACUCGCAAAAGGAACCCAAAGAACCGAAGCGAAAGUCGCUGAAGGAAAAGCUCUGCCAGCUGGGUGCGGGUGGGCGAAAGCGCGAUUUGCACCAUCACCGUACCACGAUCGACCGGUUGCAGCCGGGCAAGGCGAAGGGCAACCUCAUCGGGACGAUCCAGAAUCUCAACAAGCCGGACGAAUUAUUCCCGCUCGGCGCGGGUGGUGGUGCUGGCGCGGGAGGCAGCGGUGCGACCGGCAGCGGUGCCCUGAACAAGGUGAAGGAGGUGAAGAACUCGCUGAUCGUGAAGACGGACGAGUCAAAACCGAAGCUAAGCCUCGGUACCGUGCUUAAUACGGAAGGGUUCGGUAUCGUGCAGCAGCACAACUUUGCCGACGACGAGGACGAUCCCAAGCGUAGCUCCUCGUUGCUGAAGAAGGACGAGGACGCUGAGGAGGACGAACUGUUGAUCGGUACCGCAGCGAUCGGUGCUGUAAAGCCCUUAAUAAGUGCGUUGAAAACCGCAGCACUAGCGAUCACCGGUGGAAGCUCUCCCGCCGGUAGCCGCGAGGGAGGAUUGCUCUCGAAAAAGGAUGAACCUAGCAACACCACGGCCGCGGGUGAGAAAACGGAACCGGCCAGCGAUCUGGCGGUGGCCGGAGAGCCCAAAAGCAGCACCGUUUCGUCGGCAGCGGACAAGUUGUUCUCGCUGGAGGAUGGAAAGCCGGGCAAAGGGGAGGAAACGAUUGGAAAGGACGCACUCAAAGGCAAGGAUAAACCGGCCGCAACGCCCAACCUGAACGCAUGGAUCAAGGCGUUCGGUGCGCCGAAAAAGCCGAAGAAAUCGGACGACACCGAUGAACCCGGCAAAGCUUCGCCGGCCAGCGAUAAGAGCAAGCCGAACGAGAACACCUCCACCCACCCUUCGUCGAACGAAUCGUCCAGCGGCAUUGGCAGUCUGCCGACCAUUCCCGGCAGUCUGGAAAGUCCCAGCUAUCCCACGUUGCCAACCGUACCGCGGCAGCGAAAGGCCAGCACCGGCAGCACGGUUAGCGAGCGGUCCUCGUACAGCCAAGAUCCGGACAGUCCCCGCAUCGGUAUCGACGAACGGCUCGGAGCGUAUCCCGCCCCGUACCCGAGCCCGAUCGGGGCGUCACCGAUCAUGACGUCGCCCAAGCUGGACGAUACGCAGAAGAGCCCGUACCAUCCACUGAACGGUGCGAUAAAGGUCGGGUUCUAUCAGGACACCACGCAGAAGAGCAGCCCGGAAAAGAGUUGCAGUCCGCGGGAUCUACCCUCGCCGUAUCCGCAGUACUCGCAGCAUCUGUACACGUCCAACGCUGCGAACGCGACCGGUACCGGUGGUACUACAACUACCGCCGGGAACAAUAUUGCCCCCGGCGGAGGUUCCUCGGUGUACGGCAGCUAUUCUGCGUAUGGGACUACACCUACCGGUAUCGGGUCUACCGGUACAAACGUUAACCAGCCCAGUACGGCAGCGGCAGCAGCUACGGCAAGCAGUGUGGCCGACAGUUUCAAAGGCUACGGCAAAGAGCUUAAAUCACCGGUCGAUUUCUACGACCAGUACAAACAGCCAGCCUCGCAGGAGUCGGACUACAACUCGUCGAUGAGCCCCAGUACAAAUCCCAACUCUCCAUAUCACAACCCGGCGUCAUCACCGUACCAGCAGCAGCCAAACUCGCCUUCCUGCUACCCGCAAGCGUCCUCCUCCUCCCCGUACGGGCAUCAACCGUCGUCGAUUGCGUCGCCCGCCUCGUCGGUGGGUCCGCUGUCGCCGUACAAUCCGCCGGCGGUACCGCACAGUCCGGCUACCGGACAGACCACACCCUCCAGCAUCAGUGGCCACUCGCCGUACAACCCGGGCCAGGGGCAGUCGCCCUACCACACCAAUCAGGCCCCGUCAACGGCCUCAACGUCGCCAUCGACCGGUACAGCGGUGGGCGGCGUUGCUGCCAGUGGUGGUCAACCUAAGCUGCAGUCGAAACCAAAUACGCCGCUGCACCAAAGCCCCAACUCACCGUUCUCACAGUCAAACCAAAGCUCCCCCUACUCACAGCAGGAUCCCAACUCGCCCUACUCCUCCCAAGGUGGCCAGCUGUCGCCGUUCCAGCCGAUGUCCCCGAAACCCCAGCAGCCGGCUGCUCCGUCCGCUGCCGGCAACACCAGCAACAGCAACGCCAACAAUGCGAUUAAGCUCGCUCCCCCGAUCAUCACGCCGCAACAGGCCGCCGCUGCCGCUGGCGUAAUACUUCCACCCGAAUCUCCCGCCCAUUCGCAAGCGACGACGGCCGCGACGAUCGGUGUGCAUCAGGCACAAAACCUGACCGGAUCGGGCGGCAGUACGGGCACGGGCAACAACAGUUCUGCCCCCUCAAGCACGCCGGGAACGACGAUCGCGUCCACACCGAUGCAGCUGAACUCGCACCAAUCGCCCUGGACGGCGCACCACAAUCAGUACAACCCGUACCUGAACCAUCCGGGCGAUACGGCCGGCGGGGCGGGCAGCAUGUCGUCCUCGUUGCCCCCAGCACCGGCUCAUAUGCCACCAUCUCAGCAGGGACAUCUUAGCAACGUGCACACGCAUCCAUCGCCCGCCCACACGCAGCACCAGCAGCACCAACACCAGCAGCACCACCAGCAGCACCAGCAGCAGCAGCAGCAGCAGCAGCAACAGCAGCAACAGCAUCUACUGCAACACCACCAACAACAGCAGCAACACCAGCAAAGUCAUCAACAGCAACACCAACCAAAUCAUCAGCAAACGCCACACGGGCACCAUCUAGCGACGACACAGCAGCAGCAGCAAAGCCAUCUUGGCAAUCUGCUAAUGGGAUCCAACAACAACCCCUACACUUCCACGUACGGUCGGCCGUACGAUCUCAAUUCGGCGUCGGCAUCCAACACAUCGUCAUCAGCUUCAGCAGCAGCAGCAGCAACGGUGGGCGGAUCGGGAACGACCGCGACAUCAUCCAACAUUGAUCACCAUCAGGCGCCGCAACAUCAUUCCCAGCAGCAACAGCAGCAGCAUCUUCAUCAUCAGCAACACCAACAGCAGCAUUCGGCGCCGCAUCAUCAACAGCAUCCGAGUUUAAGCGGCAUCAGCAACAAGAACAGCCCUAGCACGGCCUCAAUCACCAACACUUCGAAAGUACCUGAAAUGAUCAACCUAGGCUAUAGCGAACCUGAUACCAAUAGCAGCAAACCGGCGCAGGACGUUCCAAUGAACAUGGAAUCUUCGAGCGGUUUGGGCAAGGAGAAAGCAGAUGGUACGAAGGACAACAAACAUUUGCAGCAGCAGCAGCAACAACAACAACAGCAACACCAAUCUUUCGAUCAUCAUAUGGGCAUGAGUUACGGAAACCCGAUGGAUAUUUCCAUCAGCAAAUCGAAGGCGUUCGAUAUGUUUAAUCGUGCGGCGACGAUGAAUUUCCCGCGCGGGUUCGGUGCUCCGGGCAUCCAUCAGCCGGCACCCGCUGGCAACGUUGGGGCCAACAGCACCGGCGGCUACGAUCAUCACCGCUCGUUGUCACAGGCGACCAACAUGAACAAGGCGCACGAUAUGAGCGGUGGUGGAGCAGGUUCGGCGACGGCUAGCGUGUCCACCGCACCAACCGGCUACAUCAUGCAGCCGGCGGGCGGGAAACAGGCCAAUCAACACCCAGCGGACCAGCUGCAUCUGCCCCGCUACGAUCAGCGCAGUCCGCAACAUUUGCAACAGCAGCAGCAGCAACAGCACGGUGCAACAUCCGCUUCCUCUGGGCCAUCAUCGCAACCAAGCGGCAGCGGCACCGCGUCGACGGAUCUCAGCAGCGCGGGUGGCGGCUACAAAUCAUACGGUGUACCGGGUACUCCAGCCACGGCCGCAUCGGCAUCGCUGAUGGACCCGGCAAUACGCAAUCUCACCUCCCUGUCCUCCCUCUACAACCCGGACCCGGACCGACUGCUCGGUGGUCCCGGUGCGCCAUCUGCGACCACGGCUGGCGGCUUCUACGACAAAGGUAUGCCGUCGGCCGCGCACAUGUUUGGCAAAAAUCUAUCCCAGCCGCCGGUCGCGUCCUCCUCCGCUGCCACCACGUCGGCCCUGCAGCAGAUGUUCAACAACACCAUGGCGGCCACCACGAUGGCAGCGUACAACGCCAACCGGGAGCAGCCGAACGUUGGCUCCUACGUGCCAUCGCCCAACUAUCACCAUCCGCAGCAGCAUCAGCAGCGGACCGACAUGAUGAAUGCAACCAACAUCCAGCCGCAAAAGAUGUCCCACAAUGCCAACGUACCGUCGGCUUCGGGCGGCGGUGCCGGUAAUGCGUCGGUCAGCAGUGAACCUGCGCCGCCACCGGCUAAACCCAAACGCUCGCGGAAAAAGAAGGACCAGCUAGCGCAGGAACAGGCAGCGGCGGCGGCGGCGUCAGCAGCAGCUGCAGCAGCAGCAGCGGCAGCGGCAGCAGCCCAACAGCAGCAGCAAACGCUACAUCAGCACGCAAUGCAUGCCGCCCAUCAGCAGCAGGCACUCGGCCCACAUCAAGGAUUCCCCGCCUACCCUGGGCUAAAACCAUCCAACUCUACCUCCUCCGCCAGUGGUGGUGCGGGUGGUGCUGGCGGUGGUCCACCCGGAAUGGGUUCGGCUUCCGCUGCGCCCGGUGCGGUUGGGAAUCCGGCAAGCAGCGCGGAAACGUCCGCCAUUUCGCUGAAAACGGCCAACAUCGUUCCCGGCAGCGCGUUCAAUUUUGGCCCCGGGCCGGCUGGGCUCGGUCUGCCACCGGGUGGCCUUUACGGUGACACGUCUGCCACCACGUACCUGGAGGAGUCGUACCGCAACUCCCAAAAUCCGUACUACCUCCCGCCCAGCCAUCGGGGCACAUCGGCGACGGGCUCGGGUAGCACCGGUACCGAGGCCGACAAGCUUGGCAACCCGAUCGGCUCCCAGGCUACCCCGCCCGGGUCGGUAGCGGCGGCCGCCGCUGCCGCUGCCGUUGCCUCCGUACACGGCCCACCGCCACCGACCGCUGCCUCGCCGUACCAUCAGUUCCUGGCUUCGCAUCACGGCACACGCCCGUACCAGUUCAUGAACCAGUUUGAUCCACUACACCAACAGUACCUGCGACAGGAGGAGCUUCGGGCACAGAUGAUGAUCAACCAGGGGCUUCUGGGCGCGCCGGGUGCCGCUCCGCCUGGUGCGUACGGACAGCCCGGUUACCAUCAUCCCGCGAUCGGUAUGCACAAGCCGUACGACGCGAUGAACAGCAUGAACCGCUCGCCCUUCCUAUAACAUCCGCAACCACCGGCUGCGGGUGAACUUUUGGGAAAAACGGCACCAGUGGGGACAGAGAUGAAUGGCAGCGAAUGAAAACAAACUAAAAAACGAUGUCCCCCUUCUCGUCCUGCAUACAAAGUAAAAGGUUUACUUCAGUUGACAUUAUCAUCCGUUCUAAGAACGAUGUACGAAGGGUAGAACGAGUUUGUGCAACCUAAAAUGCUUUGCGCAUCUGUAUUGAUGUUUUCUAUUUUGGGGGAUUUUGGCAGAUUAUUUUACUUCUUCUAACCUUUUGCACAGAGUGGAAUAAGAACGGUAGUGUUGUUACUUGAAUAAUCCAUUAAAAACUAAGCAAAAAGUUACACCGAUCACAUCUUGCAAGGGUCCACCGCUAAUUGUUUGUGAAUGGUUGAAUUUGCGAACAUUUACUUCAAUUUAGUAUUUUAUGUUUUAGACCUCUCUCUUAUUUUCUUUUCCUUUUUUUCGUUUUGUAAUCAGUCCAGACCCUUGUUGUCCCUAGUUUUGUAUCAUUGUUAUGCAACUGUUGCAAGAUUGUUUCGUUGCUUAUACAAUAUGUUUAUUCGUCCCAGUAAAGAAUAAGGGAAAACAACCGUCAAUAAGUUGAAGUAUUUUUCUUUACGUGUUUUUUUUUGUAUUGUCUUUCCGACCAGAACUGAGUUGGAAUAAGGUUGAAUUGUCUCAUAAAACUACAAAACCUGUGUAUAGUUGUAGAUUCGUUCACAUUGUGCAAACGUCAUGUUUAUGCCUCGUCUUAGACGAUGAUGCAGUGAUUGUGUGAUAAAUGUAUGUCGCUGCUAAAGGAAAAGAUUGUAUUUCUCUAGCGGCUAUUAUCCUAUUUUGGUGUGUGGUGUCUCAGAAUGUUAUAAACUGCAAACGGCUGGGUUUUGUAUGAAUUAGGUUGUUUUUAAUAACGUAAAUUAUGUACUCAGUUAUGCGCAGUUUGUGAAGUAUACUUUUGGUUUUUUUCGUUGUUAUGGUCUUAAAUGAACACACACAUUGAAUAUUCUCAGAAUUGGUCGAGUGUAAAGGUUUCAAGGGUGAAAAUAUCAGACAGCA